Messenger RNA from Endocarpon pusillum Z07020, 2178 nucleotides. Its product is annotated as asparagine synthetase. The transcript has 12 exons. The record is from RefSeq and is a predicted model, not a curated record. Gene Ontology annotation, cellular component: cytosol. Bases 1 to 2178 code for a protein of 725 amino acids. Gene Ontology annotation, molecular function: asparagine synthase (glutamine-hydrolyzing) activity. NCBI's taxonomy places the organism in Eukaryota, Fungi, Ascomycota, Eurotiomycetes, Verrucariales, Verrucariaceae.
AUGUCGUUGACCUUAAACCGAUUGCAGGAAGAGAGAAAGCAGUGGCGAAAAGACCAUCCGUUCGGCUUCUAUGCGAAACCGGUUCGCGAUUCAAAGACUGGUGUAGUGGACCUAAAGAAAUGGGAUUGUGGAGUCCCAGGCAAAGAGAAUACCAUAUGGGCUGGCGGAUUGUUCAAGCUAGAUGUCACAUUUCCUGAUGAAUAUCCUACAAAGCCGCCAAAGUGCAAAUUCGUUCCUCCACUAUUCCAUCCCAACGUCUACCCAUCCGGCACUGUUUGCUUGUCGAUCCUGAAUGAAGAGGAAGGUUGGAAGCCAGCAAUCACCAUCAAGUCCAUAUUAAUCGGCAUCCAAGAUCUUCUCAACGACCCUAAUCCGGAUUCUCCUGCUCAAGCCGACGCUUACAACCUAUUCAAGAAGGAUAAGCCUGCCUAUGAGAAGAAGAUCAGGAACGUUGUCAAGGAAAACCCAGCACCCCAUCCUGAUGUGCAGAAGUUUAAGCCAACUGCUUUGCGCAUGGCCAAAGCAGCCCGACAUCGUGGACCUGACUGGAGUGGAAAUUUUAUUGGAAACAAGACCAUCCUUGCACAUGAACGUCUUAGCAUCGUGGGUGUUGGGUCGGGUGCCCAACCUCUCGUCAACGAGGAUGGAAGCAUAGCUCUUGCAGUCAAUGGGGAGAUAUACAAUCACCGCAUUCUGCGAAAACAGCUAAAGGAGCCAUACAACUACAAAACCAACUCCGACUGUGAAGUCAUAAUACCCUUGUAUAUGAAAUAUGGCACCGAAGCUCCUCAGUACCUCGAUGGAAUGUUUUCGUGGGUUUUGUUCGACAAGACUCAAGAUCGUACCGUUGCCGCUAGAGAUCCAGUUGGAAUCACUAGCUUCUUCCUUGGUCGGUCGAGUGAAACGCCUGGAGCUGUCUACUUUGCUUCCGAGCUGAAGUGCCUGCAUCCUGUAUGUGACGUGAUUAUAGCAUUCCCACCAGGUCACGUAUAUGAUUCCCAAACAAAUUCGAUGACGAGAUAUUUUGAUCCUACCUGGUGGGAUCCUAUGAGGGUGCCUUCAACGCCAGUGGAUUAUAAAUUGAUCAGAAAAACACUGGAAAGAUCUGUGUUAAAGCGACUGAUGGCUGAAGUCCCUUAUGGAGUCCUUCUGUCGGGAGGGUUGGACUCGAGCCUGACAGCUUCGAUUGCACAGCGAGAAUCUCUAAGGCAACGAGCUCUCAUGCAAAACCGCGGCAAUGGAUAUAAGACACCAGAUUACAGUGAAAAGCUGGUUGGUAUCGAUGAUGACAACGAGCUCUCUACUGUUACGUUCCUGCCGCAACUGCAUUCAUUCUCAAUUGGUUUGCCAAAUGCGCCUGAUACGAAAGCUGCCAUCGAGGUCGCCGAUUUCCUGGGAACCAAGCAUCAUGCUUUCACAUUCACCGUUGAUGAUGGACUGGACGCGUUGUCAGAUGUCAUCUAUCAUCUGGAGUCAUACGACGUGACCACUGUUCGCGCCUCGACACCGAUGUACCUGCUGAGCCGCAAAAUCAAGGCCAUGGGAGUGAAGAUGGUGCUGAGCGGAGAAGGCAGUGACGAAAUCUUCGGCGGUUACCUAUACUUCCAUGCUGCCCCGAAUAAAGAGGAGUUCCACAAGGAGACAGUUAGAAGGGUCAAGUUCUUACAUACGUCUGAUUGCCUCAGGGCCAACAAAUCCACCUCAGCAUGGGGUUUAGAGGCACGAGUACCCUUUUUGGACAAACAAUUCUUGGAAGUGGCAAUGAAUAUUGACCCUCAGGAGAAGAUGAUCACCAAAGACAGAAUAGAGAAGUACAUACUGCGGAAAGCGUUUGACACAACAGACGAGCCGGAUGUUAAGCCCUACCUUCCAGACAAAAUAUUGUGGAGACAGAAAGAACAAUUCAGCGAUGGCGUUGGCUAUGGCUGGAUCGAUGCCUUGAAAGAACAGGCAGAAAUCAAUGUGACUGACGAGAUGAUGAAGACUCCGAAACCAGAAUGGGGGGAUGAUAUUCCAGACAGCAAAGAAGCGUACUGGUACCGCACAAUAUUCGACCAGCACUUCCCUCCAUACUGUGCGUCGACCGUAGUGCGAUGGACGCCUACAUGGUCCAAGCAGACCGACCCAAGUGGAAGAGCCAUUACCACUCAUGUUGCCAAGUAUGAGGGCAAGGAUUGA